UCCGGGUGUGUAUCGACGCAAACAUGGCCGCCGAGGGAGACGUGGAUUUGGACCUGGAAGCUGAAGAGAAUUGCACUGGGAAGCCAACAGAAAAACCACGUAAACAUGACAGUGGGGCUGCCGAUUUAGAAAAGGUUACUGAUUAUGCAGAGGAGAAAGAAAUAUCAAGUUCUGACUUGGAAACGGCUAUGUCUGUGAUUGGCGACAGGAGAUCCAGAGAACAGAAGGCAAAACAGGAAAGAGAAAAAGAAUUGGCCAAAGUUACAAUUAAAAAAGAGGAUGUUGAGCUCAUUAUGGGAGAGAUGGAGAUUCCAAGAGGUGUGGCAGAGAGAAGUUUGAGAGAGCACAUGGGCAGUGUUGUGGAUGCACUGAUUGCACUGACCAACUGAACAAUCAUUACAACUUUGACUAGUAGCAUGGACAUCUUGGACUGCCUUUUUCUGCAGUAAUGCCAUUCCACACUUUAAUGGAUUUAUCAUCUGUAAUAAAAUGGAAAUUGCCUAUUCACCAGUGCACUUCAGUCAUCUCCACUCUCAACUUUUGUAAAGACUCGCUGAAACUUUACUUUUUAAUAGACUUUUUUUUGUAUAAAUUAAGUUUGAUAAAUCACAACAGGAAUGUCUUGGACUUCAUUUCUACCCAUCGUAGUAAUUUAUUAGCAAUAACUAAGAUUUUUUACAAGGUCUAAGCAGAAAGAUUCUGUAGGAAUCCCUCAUCAGAUGUACAAAGUUAAAAUGCAAUAAACCAAGAUUCAUUCACUCUAA
Electrophorus electricus (electric eel) is the source of this 764-nucleotide messenger RNA. RefSeq names its product huntingtin interacting protein K (gene hypk). The record is from RefSeq and is a predicted model, not a curated record. Lineage: Eukaryota; Metazoa; Chordata; Actinopteri; Gymnotiformes; Gymnotidae. Gene Ontology annotation, biological process: protein stabilization; negative regulation of apoptotic process.